Molecule: messenger RNA, 1784 nt
Organism: Eupeodes corollae
Lineage: Eukaryota; Metazoa; Arthropoda; Insecta; Diptera; Syrphidae
Gene: CCT2
Product: T-complex protein 1 subunit beta
Exons: 5
Coding region: 156-1763 (535 amino acids)
Biological process (GO): protein folding
Cellular component (GO): cytosol; chaperonin-containing T-complex
Molecular function (GO): ATP hydrolysis activity; ATP-dependent protein folding chaperone; ATP binding
Source: RefSeq, a predicted model, not a curated record
CUUACAUAUCUAAAUGUUGUCAACACUGUUCAGCAUGUAUCCAACCAAAAUCUAGUUUAUCGAUUGUCAAAGGCCCAUCAUCACCGCCAUUUUCAGUUUUUCGUUCGGGUGUUUUCCUUGUGCUGUGAUCGUAAAGGCGAAAAAUUCAACAAAAAAUGGAGAUGUCACUCAAUCCCGUCCGCAUGCUUAAAAAUGAUGCACAGGAGGAAAAGGCCGAAAUGGCGAGGUUAUCCUCGUUCAUUGGAGCGAUAGCUAUUGGCGAUUUGGUCAAGAGUACCCUCGGACCAAAGGGUAUGGACAAAAUUCUCGUCUCGCACGGCCGCAAUGCCGGACAAGUCGAGGUGACCAAUGAUGGUGCGACCAUCCUGAGGGCUGUCGGUGUUGAUAAUGCCGCUGCCAAGAUUUUGGUCGACAUGUCCAGGGUACAAGAUCAAGAAGUCGGUGAUGGUACCACAUCUGUGACAGUCUUUGCAGCCGAACUCAUUCGCGAGGCUGAGAAAUUGGUUGAACAAAAACUCCACCCGCAGAUCAUUAUCGCUGGAUGGCGCAUUGCCACCAAAGUUGCCCGCGAAGCACUGACAAAUGUCUCGUUGGACAAUUCAGCUGACAAUGAGAAAUUCAAGGAGGAUCUCCUGAAUAUUGCUCGUACUACUUUGAGCUCAAAGAUUUUGCAUCAGCACAAGGAGUUCUUCGCCAAGUUGGCUGUGGAUGCUGUGCUGAGGCUUAAAGGCUCAGGGGAAUUACACGCAAUUCAGAUUAUCAAGAAGACUGGUGGUACUCUGGAGGACUCUUUCUUGGACGAGGGAUUCCUGUUGGACAAGAAACCCGGUGUACAUCAACCACAGAAGGUAGAAAAUGCCAAGAUCCUCAUUGCCAACACCCCCAUGGACACUGACAAAAUCAAGGUAUUUGGAAGCUCAAUCAAGGUCGACUCGUUGGCGAAGAUCGCCGACUUGGAGCUAGCUGAGAAGGAGAAGAUGCGCGACAAGGUUAACAAGAUCCUCACCCACAAGUGCAACGUCUUCAUCAACCGUCAACUAAUCUACAACUACCCAGAGCAGCUGUUCGCCGAUGCCGGAGUCAUGGCCAUCGAACACGCUGAUUUCGAUGGAAUCGAGCGUUUGGCCUUGGUGACUGGUGGAGAGAUCGUUUCGACUUUCGACCAACCCUCAUUGGUGAAGUUGGGUGAAUGUGAUUUGAUCGAGCAGGUGAUGAUUGGAGAAGACACACUGCUGCGCUUCAGUGGAGUCAAACUCGGAGAGGCGUGUACUAUUGUGAUUCGUGGUGCUACUCAGCAGAUCAUUGAUGAAGCUGACCGUUCCUUGCACGACGCUCUGUGUGUGUUGGCCGCUACCGUCAAGGAGUCAAGAAUUGUGCACGGAGGUGGUGCUUCCGAGGCGCUAAUGGCCAAUGCAGUAUUCAAGAAAGCCGCUGAAACCGCUGGCAAGGAAGCUAUCGCAAUGGAAGCAUUUGCAAGGGCACUCCUUUCUCUACCUACCGCUAUCGCUGACAACGCUGGUUACGAUUCUGCUCAAUUGUUGUCCGAGUUGCGUGCAGCGCACGCUCAAGGCAACCACACAGCCGGUCUGGACAUGGAGAAGGGCAAGAUCGCCGAUAUGAAGGAGUUGGGCAUCACAGAAUCGUUUGCCGUCAAACGACAGGUUCUUUUGUCCGCUGCCGAAGCUGCUGAAAUGAUCCUGCGAGUGGACAACAUCAUCAGAUGCGCUCCUCGCAGACGUGUUCCCGAUCGUGGAUAUUGUUAAACAUUUUUAUUUAAAUCUUCA